Molecule: messenger RNA, 790 nt
Organism: Exophiala viscosa
Lineage: Eukaryota; Fungi; Ascomycota; Eurotiomycetes; Chaetothyriales; Herpotrichiellaceae
Product: mitochondrial import inner membrane translocase subunit tim13
Exons: 1
Coding region: 257-634 (125 amino acids)
Source: RefSeq, a predicted model, not a curated record
GGAGAACGCAAGGCUAACGCCUGGCCGCAUCUCUGACGCAGACGAAAACUUUUAGAGAGUCGACCUUCUUGCACUUUCUGAACACCAUCGACCAGCAUAACAGACAUCCUCAUCACAAUUUGCACGACAAUUCAUCUUUGACCACGCGCCUCUGUACAAAUAUAAAGCCAGCCACAAUCCAAUCACCCCUCGUCAAACCACCACAAUCCCGUCAACGCCCGCAUCCAAUUCAUAAACCCAGCACACUACCCUCACAAUGUCUUUCGGCGGCCUCUUCGGCGGCGGAUCUAGCUCCAGCUCCAGCUCCUCAUCAUCCUCAUCCGCACCGUCCACACCCUUCCCAGCACCGACCAGCAGCUCCGCCACCCUCCAACGCAUCCAGAACGCCAUCGCACAACAAGCAGCCGUCGCCAAUGCGCGGUACCUCAUCUCCAAAGUCAACGAGAACUGCUUCGCUCACUGUAUAGCCACGCCCGGAUCGAGUCUUUCCUCCGGGGAGCACAAGUGCCUGACGGCGUGUAUGGAGAAGUACUUUGACUCCUGGAACGUGGUGAACAGGACGUACGUGACCCGCGUGCAGAAGGAGGGCGCAUUGAUGCACGCUUCGCCUUCGCAGGGGAAGGAGUUGUUCUAGAGAGUCUUACCACACCCUCGAGGGUCCGACCGCUGUGGCGGAUCGUUGGCUGGCCGCUGGUUGAGAAUAACUGGGCCCUAAGAAAAGGCAGUCUGUCAGAGCACAUCGUUCUGCAGAGUUGUGGCACAAAAUUUCAAUGCAGCAAAGCUACAGAAU